Molecule: messenger RNA, 4943 nt
Organism: Nymphalis io (European peacock)
Lineage: Eukaryota; Metazoa; Arthropoda; Insecta; Lepidoptera; Nymphalidae
Product: unextended protein-like
Exons: 16
Coding region: 81-3275 (1064 amino acids)
Biological process (GO): transport; magnesium ion homeostasis
Cellular component (GO): plasma membrane
Molecular function (GO): transmembrane transporter activity
Source: RefSeq, a predicted model, not a curated record
UGUCAAUAGAGAAAAACAUGUCGCUGUUGAUGUGAAUUACGAGAUAUCUUGUUUUCUUUUCAACGUUUCGAUCCAUUGAAAUGGCUCGUGUGUCUUAUGUGUCACGGACUUGUGGGAUAUUAUUAUUAUUUAUUUUACAAGUGCACGCUGCAAAGAAUAUUACGUUGGAACCGCGGAUAGUGUCUUUUAAAGUAGAAGCGAAAUCGUGCGUUGAUUUUCGAUGUAAAUAUUUAUUAUUGGUGAACGGUAGUGAAUUUUUGGGACAUAAUUCGUUAAGAUUAACGUCAAGUGAAGGCGCUAGAGGUAGUAAUUGUGAUACAAUAUACCCGAAUUACGAAUUAAGAGAAGUUGAAACAUCGCAGUGGCUCUCGAAAGUGGAAAUAUACAUACCGAAAGUAUAUGAGAAAUUAUAUUUUUGUUUGCGACAUACGGAGCAAGAGAACAGUCCAGUCGCAGGGAAAUGGAUUCAUCAAGGUGGAGAUCUAUUUUUGCAUCCCGAUAUCGACGGCCGUUCAUCUUUAAAUGGUGCUAACAGGUUAGAAGAUAUCAAAGAACGCAGCAAUGAUUUACAAGAAACACGCACGAAAUGGGCCGAACUAUCUCACGAUAUAGUUGUCAAUUAUCUCAACGUAAGGAGACCAAGUAAAGAAGAAGCCGAUGAUAUAGAAGUGUUCAUACGAGAUAAAUACUAUCCGUUAAACAGCAUCCGUGAUAUUGAUAACGAUUUAAACGAAAUCAAAUACAAAAAAAAUGAAAAUGAAAUUUUAAAGAACGUAGAUAGACGUGACGUUCGAUUGCUAAACGAUAGAAGGAAACGAGAGAUAAUAAAGGAUAUGCGAAUCAAUGAUAAAGACAAAGACGGCGAUAUACUAUCUAAACUGCCUCCAAACGAUGGUAUAGCAGCCAAUCGUCAAGUUCGUGAUUUUUCCAGUGUAAGGGGUACAGAUCAAAUAAAUAUAGAUGGUAUUAGGAUUGAGGAUUCGGAUAAAGAGCCUAAAAUCGUUGAAGAUGGUAUACCGAGUGUGUUAGGGGAAUCUAAAGUUGUACUUAGACUGUUCGGUCAAGGUUUGACAGAAAAAUCGGUGAUCGCGUUCACGCUCGACCCUCUGCCGUUCGGGCAACCUUGCAAGUUCCUUCUGAAAGGCGAAUACUUGGCGGUGGAAGGAUCAGUGACUCAGAGGUCAGCGUUAUUCGACAUAACCACCCCAUCUCCACUGAUCGCUUCGAAGCUAUACAUAUGUACGAAAAAUUUGAAACCGGGCAUCAGCGAUCCUGAAGACGACGAGGAGAAAUUUUCUCACCAAGGAACCGAGCAUUGGAAGGUUAUCGCGAUCCACAGCAAGCUAUUGCCGCUAUGGGUUUCAUUGACCCUAAUUUUGGUCUGUCUAACGUUCUCUGCUCUAUUCUCUGGUUUGAACCUUGGUCUCAUGUCGUUAGACAGGACGGAACUGAAGAUCAUAUCGAACACAGGCACAGAACAGGAGAGGAAGUACGCGAGAGCGAUCAUGCCAGUCCGUGAUCAUGGCAACUAUUUACUGUGCAGCAUCCUGUUGGGGAAUGUGGCUGUUAAUUCGACCUUCACGAUUCUAUUGGACGAACUGACGUCUGGAUUGUUCGCUGUUAUAUUUUCGACUCUCUCGAUCGUUUUGCUCGGCGAGAUAACGCCUCAAGCGAUAUGUUCGAGACACGGGCUCAUGGUUGGCGCGAAAAGUAUUAUGAUAACUAAAGCAGUUAUGGCCCUGACCGCUCCCCUGGCGUACCCGGUGAGCAAACUCCUCGACUACUUCCUCGGCGAGGAGAUUGGUAACGUCUACAACAGGGAACGUCUCAAGGAGUUGGUCAAGGUAACAACAGGUGUCAACGAUUUGGACAAGGACGAGGUGAACAUCAUAUCCGGUGCCCUGGAACUACGCAAGAAGACGGUAUCCGACGUGAUGACGAAGCUGGAGGACGUGUUCAUGCUGCCCAUCACUUCUGUGCUGGACUUCGAGACUAUGUCGGAGAUUAUUAAGUCUGGUUACUCCCGCAUCCCGGUGUACGAGGCUAAUCGCGAGAAUAUAGUGACGGUGCUGUUCAUCAAGGACCUGGCCUUCGUCGACCCCGACGACAACACGCCACUGAGGACCCUCUGCCAGUACUACCAGAACCCGUGCAACUUCGUCUUCGAGGAUGUCACCCUGGAUAUUAUGUUCAAGCAGUUCAAAGAAGGUCACAAGGGUCACAUGGCGUUCGUCCAUCGGAUCAACAACGAAGGCGAGGGCGAUCCGUUCUACCAGACCAUAGGCUUGGUGACGUUGGAGGACGUCAUCGAGGAGAUGAUACAGGCGGAGAUAGUGGACGAGACGGAUGUGUUCAUGGACAAUCGUACGAAACGCCGUCGCAAACGACCCAUGCACAAGCUCCAGGACUUCGCAGCGUUCGCGGAGAGGCACGAGCAUCAGCGCAUUCAUAUUUCCCCACAACUCACCCUGGCCACGUUUCAAUUCCUCAGCACGAGCAUCGAGUACUUCAGGCCAGACCUCGUGUCGGAGACGGUACUCCGUCGGCUGUUGAGGCAGGACGUCAUACAGUACAUCAAGAUGAAGGGGAAGACGAAAAAAGAGCUCAGCACGUACAUCUAUCAGCAGGGAAAACCGGCGGACUACUUCAUGCUGGUCCUAGAGGGUCGUGUGGAGGUGAAGGUCGGCAAGGAGAACCUGGUGUUCGAAGCGGGACCGUUCACAUACUUCGGCUUGCAGGCGUUGGCACAGAACCUCGGAAUCGCGGAGUCCCCGUCGGCGUCGGCGCGCGGCUCGCUGCAGAACCUGAGCGUGGAGGCGAUGCUGCGCACCACGUUCCUGCCCGACUACUCCGUGCGCGCCAUCGCCGACCUCUACUACCUCCUCGUGCGGCGGUCCCUGUACUUAGCAGCUAAGAGGGCCACACUCAUGGAGAAGGGGGCCCUAUCGAAGGGUACUACGACCGAGCAAUUCGAUACAGAAGUCGAUAAGCCCUUACAUCCUUCUUCCAGUACUAAUCAAUUACCGAUAAAACUCUCUACCCCGAGUACAUUGGAUUUAACGGAAAACCAGGAUAUAACUUUAUUGGAAUCGGUGGACGAAGAUAUAAGCAUCAGUGGUGAGCACAAGACUCCUUCGAGACAGGUGUCCCCCCACCCCCCUCCCGUGUCCGCGUCGCCCGUGACGCGCUCGUCGUUCGCGUCCCGCACGUCUCCGGAGCGGCAAGGAGCGUACCCAGCCCAGGAGGACGAACAGGAGAAGUUGUUGAAGCAUUAGUGGUAACCCAAAGGUAUAUAGCAGGAUCGCAUAUUGUCACAACAGCUGAUUACAUAUAAACUUUAUAUAUUUAAGUAAUAUAUAAACAAUGUUUCCAUUUUAGGUCUAUCCUGUGUAAGAAAUGAUAAUUAAAUUAAUUUCUAGUGGACGGAUUUUGAGCAAGCCAUAAGGGUUAUUACCCUGAAGUGUCGGUCAGUGAGCCAGUGUACCAACAAGAGAUAUAUCAUCUUAUAUAUCAUGGUUGGUAGGCUCGGUAUAGAGAAUAAAUAAUAGUUCUUACAUUAAUAUGUCUAUGGGUGGUGAUCAUAAACAAUCAGCGAACCUUUUGCUUAUCUGUAUUUGUAAUAAUUGGGUUAAAGCAAAGAUUUUUUUAAAGAAAGUUUUGUUAAUUAAAAAAAAAUGUGUGUAAUCUUUAAUUGUUAACAAAUGGUCAAAAUGAUAAAUCCUCCCUAAGCUUACAUAAUACUUAAACACCCCCAUUUUAUUCAUAAUUAAAUAGGUCUGGUAUUGCUGCUGGCAGUUUUUUUUGGAAUAUAUAUUUUAUAGAAUAGAAUAGGAAGGUGGACGAGCAUAUGGGCCACCUGAUGGUAAUGGAUGGUAGUGGUCACCAACGCCCAUAGACAUUGCAUAUACAUAGCAUUGUAAGAAAUGUUAACCAUCGCUUACAUCACCAAUGCCCCACCAACCUUGGGAACUGAGAUGUUAUGUUCCUUGUGCCUGUAAUUACACUGGCUCACUCACCUUUCAAACCGGAACACAACGAUACCAAGUACUGCUGUUUUGCGGUAGAAUAUCUGAUGAGUGGGUGGUACCUACCCAGACGAGCUUGCACAAGGCUCUACCACCAGUGAAAUAUAAAUGGAUGAUACCCACCUAGACAGGCUUGCUCAUAGUCCUACCACCAAGUGAUAUGUCGAUACCUCCUUAUAUACCAAAACAAGCUAUGUACCUCAGUAUUUACAAUACGGUCUCAUUCCUAAUCAUUAUAUACAUAUUUAUUUCACUUAAUUUCUUAAUAUACAUGGAUAAAAUGUUUUUUUUUUUUAAUGUAUUAGAAAUUAAUAGGCAAAUUUUGUCACUUAAAAAAAUUUAUCGCCAAAUUUUUUUUAUACAUAAUCUAAACAGGUGGUAGUUUUAAGCCCAUUGAGUGUAUUUACAAAACGAUCCGUUUUGCUUACGAACAGGAUCCGAUUUAGGCUUGGAGGGCCUGGAGACAUAACGAUGUCCAGUGUAAUUAAAAAAAGAAAACAAUUAUUUAUGAUUAUGUCUCUUGUACCUUUACUCCUGUACACUGCUUCACUGACCCUUCAAACCUGAACACCGCAAUACUAAGUCUUGCUGUUUAGCGGUAGAAUAUCUGAUAGGUGGGCAGUACCCGGACGGGCUUAGACAAAGCCCUUCCAUCUAAAGUAAUUUCUUAUCUUCAAAAAUUAUAUCAUACAGUAAAGGCCCCUUUCUUCCAUAAAUACAGCCCGUACAGAUAAUCAAAUUGUGCGAUUAAUUUUAACAUUUUUUUACUGAAAUUUUACUAUCUUUAUACAUUUGCAUUACUGUCCGUAAGCAGAACGAAGCGUUUCGUGAAUAUAGCAACGGACGGUUAGACAAAAAUCGCCAAAUUACAUACGGUCAACAAUCGUCCGUUAUUAUAUUAUUUAAAGUUUUGACAAG